ACUCCCGGCGUGCGGGGCGCGUUUCAGGGCAUCAGAGACAGCCGGCGCCUCCCGGGGGGUGGCCGCUCCACUCCGGGGCACCCUGCCCGCGCCUCGCAGCCAGGCUCGGCCCCCCACCGCCGGCACACCCUGAAACUUUCCCCGGCAGCCUGCGCACGCUCUUGCUUCCCGCGGGGAGAAAACGCGCUCCUUCUCCCUCCGUGCAGCGGGGACGGGGAGGCGGGCAGCCUCUGCCUCCCUCCUCUCCCCGCCCCGGCUCGCCCGCCCGCGGAAGCCUUCCCGAGGCUCCCGCAUUGCACCGCCGCGCCGUGCCGGAGCUCGGCGCUGCCCACCCGCGCCCCGCCGGCCCCCCGCGUGCCCGGCCGGCGGUAUGAGCGCCGGUGAGGCGAAGGAGUAUCUGGCCCGCAGGGAGAUCCCGCAGCUUUUCGAGAGCCUGUUGAAUGGAUUAAUGUGUUACAAACCUGACGACCCAAUUGAAUAUUUGGAAAGCUGUUUGCAGAAAGUGAAAGAGCUUGGAGGGCCAGAAAAAGUGAAAUGGGACACUUUUGUCAGCCCAGAAAAGAAGACCCUGCCUCCACUCAAUGGAGGACAACCCAGGAGGUCUUUUUUCAGAAAUGUGAUGCCUGAUAAUUCGAACUUCCCGUACCGACGGUAUGACCGUCUCCCUCCAAUCCAACAGUUUUCCAUAGAGAGUGACACCGAUCUCUCUGAAACUGCUGAACUAAUUGAGGAGUACGAUGUAUUUGAUCCUGCAAGACCUCGACCAAAAAUUAUCCUUGUCAUAGGUGGCCCAGGAAGUGGUAAAGGAACACAGAGUUUGAAAAUAGCAGAACAUUAUGGAUUUAACUACAUAUCAGUUGGUGAAUUGUUAAGGAAGAAGAUACACAGCACAAGCAGCAAUAGAAAAUGGAGUCUAAUUGCCAAAAUAAUUACUACUGGAGAACUGGCCCCUCAGGAAACAACCAUAACUGAGAUAAAGCAAAGAUUAAUGCAGAUCCCUGAUGAAGAGGGUAUAGUGAUCGAUGGAUUUCCUAGAGAUGUUGCCCAGGCAAUCUCCUUUGAGGACCAAAUCUGUACCCCAGAUUUGGUGGUGUUCCUGGCAUGCUCCAGUCAAAGGCUGAAAGAAAGGUUACUGAAGCGUGCUGAACAGCAAGGAAGACCUGAUGAUAACCUGAAAGCCACUCAAAGACGACUGAUGAAUUUCAAGCAGAAUGCUGUUCCAUUGGUUAAAUAUUUCCAGGAAAAAGGGCUAAUCAUCACAUUUGAUGCAGACAGAGAUGAAGAAGAAGUGUUCUUUGACAUAAGAUCGGCAGUUGAGAAUAAACUAUUUGCAAACAAAGAGGCUGCAACAGGGCCAAAUGAACUUGAUUGCAGUUUGAUUAUGGAUUCUGGUGAUCCCGUGUAUACAGAUUUUGACUUUGAAGACCAGGAGGAGGAUCAAUCAAGUUUUUUCGGUUAUGAGAGCACAGGAGACUUUUCAGAAGACCUGAGGAAAUCAAACAUAAUUUUUGUUAUCGGCGGGCCUGGCUCUGGCAAGGGUAGCCAGUGCGAACAGUUAGCCAAGAAAUAUGGAUUUACUCACCUGUCCACUGGUGACCUUCUCCAAAAUGAGUUAUCAUCAUUAUCAGAGAGAAGUAAACUGAUCAAAUACAUCAUGGAAUGUGGUGAACCUGUGCCUGGAGGUAUUGUCCUAAAGCUACUGAAGGAAGCCAUGAUUUCCAAGUUAGGGGACACAAAAGGUUUUCUGAUUGAUGGGUAUCCCCAAGAGCUGAAAGAAGCAGAAGAGUUUGAGAGCAAGAUUGGGGAACCAAAACUUGUGUUCUGCCUGGACUGCUCCCCAGAAACAAUGAGCAGUCGCCUUCUGCUGAGAAAUCAGAGCAGUCAGCCCACUGAUAAUGCUGAAACCAUCAAGGAAGGAAUUGAAAGCUAUUACCAAGCAUCAAAACCUAUGAUUGCAUACUAUGAAAGGAAGACACAGUUAUACAAGGUUGAUGCAGAAAGAACACAAGAGGAGGUUUUUCUGGACAUCCGCAAGACCAUUGACUCUUUUCUCAACAAGCAAGAGGCAGCAUUUUGUUAUCCUGCAGAAACGCAGUAACUGUGUUCGCAGCCUCACUCACGGGCACUUGACAGUCAUGACUAAAAUGCUGUUCAAAGCAAUACUGCUUUCUCAAGCUGGAUUCGUGCAUGUGGUAUGUUCUUUUAGGUGAAAUCUUUUUUCCUCUGUUCCGACAGCACACUCAAUGGAGUGGUUUGUGUGCUAACUCUAAGAACCACCUUGUUUCAUUGGCUGUUUGCUCUUCACGAGUUUAAAGCAGCAUGAACAGCAGCUCUGGUUGGUAUCGCAUUCGUUUGAUUGGAAAUCAGACAGUGCCUGGCAGGCAGCGAGCUCCUCAAUCACCUCACUUGCCAUUUAGCGUAUUAACGUUGCUGCAUACAAGUUUCCCAUUGGUUACUACUUUAAUUAGCAGUAUUAAUUUUAAUGGUGUCACUUGGCUCAUUCUUGGGCUUCAGAGACCAAAACCUGUUCUAUGUUACAUGCAGCUGUGAGACAGCUGGAAUCAGUCAAGCUAGAGGUUAAAAUAAACUUUUCCCAUGUCCCCAGAACACUGUAUUGCAACAAGAAGCAGAAAAAUUAACUGAAGGUGAAGACACUAUUAAAUACCAUGGAAGCCUGUCAAUCCAUUACUAUGGAGCAGACACCGUUUCUGGGACAACUUGUCUUGUGCUGAGAAUUGUAAGAUAUUAUAAAUGACAACUUCCCGGUUUUGUGAGCUGAGGUGAAAAUGAUGAUUGUAUUGUGUAGUUAAAUGUGCAAUCUGGUAACUGCCCAUAUCAACAGCAGUUUUACUGUAUUAAGUCUACGUAUAAAGUUGACUAUGAGAAAGAAUGUAUGAAGAUUUCUUUAAAUCCUACAUGGGAACUAUUUCAAUUGCAAAACUCAGAUCAUGUUGUCUUGUACUGGCAUUGCCAAAACCUGGGGGGAGGGGGGGGGAAUAAAAAGAUAACAAAAUAGGAAACCAUUAUGGGUGAUUGGGUUCAUUUUGCUUGUACCUUUAGUAAGCCAUUUAUCUGUAAUAUUUGCAAAGAAGUCUGUAAUAGUCACAUCGUAUUUCUGUUCAGUUAACCAAAGUAUUGUGGUUUCUUUGGUAUACUGAUAGCUAAAUAAAAGCUUGUUCAACAUUCCUGUGAAGUAACUGCAUCCUCGUACUGGAUCUACUGGACGAACUCACAGCUGAAGUGGGCUGCAUGACUGCUCUUACUGUCAAUGUUGUACUUUAUGCGGCAGAUUUGUAUUUUUGAAGUUACCUUUCUUGUAAUGAAAACAUAAUGCAAAUAAAACGUACAAAAA
Molecule: messenger RNA, 3352 nt
Organism: Neopsephotus bourkii (Bourke's parrot)
Lineage: Eukaryota; Metazoa; Chordata; Aves; Psittaciformes; Psittacidae
Gene: AK5
Product: adenylate kinase 5
Exons: 14
Coding region: 371-2098 (575 amino acids)
Biological process (GO): nucleoside triphosphate biosynthetic process
Cellular component (GO): cytosol; cytoplasm
Molecular function (GO): nucleoside diphosphate kinase activity; ATP binding
Source: RefSeq, a predicted model, not a curated record